Messenger RNA from Sabethes cyaneus, 573 nucleotides. Its product is annotated as mpv17-like protein. NCBI's taxonomy places the organism in Eukaryota, Metazoa, Arthropoda, Insecta, Diptera, Culicidae. The transcript is spliced from 4 exons. Gene Ontology annotation, cellular component: membrane; cytoplasm. The coding region runs from base 1 to 573 and encodes 190 amino acids. The record is from RefSeq and is a predicted model, not a curated record.
AUGGCCACACUGUUGCGAGCUUUUUCCAACUUUUUCACCAAACAUCCUUUGGCGGGAAACGGUUUGGUGUAUGGAAGCUUGUACGUGGGAGCGGAAUUUUCGCAGCAAACAAUCACCAGAAAAUUCCUAACUGAGCCCCCACAAGAUAUUGAUAAACCGACACUUGGCCGAUAUGCAAUUAUGGGAACCUUUAUUUAUGCUCCGAUCCUCUACAAUUGGUACAAAUGGUUAGAUAGGUCCUUUCCUGGAACUGCCAAACGCAUCGUUGUGAAAAAGCUACUGCUGGAUCAGUUUGUGCUCACGCCACCGCUGUUGGUGCUAUUCUUUACGGGUAUGUCUCUGAUGGAGCAACAGUCCAACAUUCUGGAAGAGUGUAAGCAGAAAUUUAUGCCAACCUUUGCCCGGUCUUGCAUUUUCUGGAUCCCCGCGCAGACGCUCAACUUCCUGAUGGUGCCUCCCAAAUUCCGCGUCGUGUACGUCGGUACCUGUGCCUUCGCCUGGGUCAACAUUCUGUGCUGGGUCAAGCGACAGAAAAUUGUCAGCACAAAGACGGACGCUUCCGAAGCGCAGUGA